This is a messenger RNA of Klebsormidium nitens, 678 nucleotides long. The record is from the annotation of a GenBank genome assembly. Lineage: Eukaryota; Viridiplantae; Streptophyta; Klebsormidiophyceae; Klebsormidiales; Klebsormidiaceae.
AUGGCGAAAAAGGAGAAGAAGAGAAAGGGCAAGAAAGGCAAGAAAGGCAAGAAGAAUGCGGAACCCGUAGAGCCGAGUAGGGACGCGGGCUGGGAAAAGGCAAUUGCUACCGGUCGUUGGGAGCGGUCCGUUUCCGUCCUCCCCGACCCCGCGCUCUGGCCCACGUGGCAGGCCCUCAGGGAACAAGUCCUGGGGGCGUGCACAGAGAUUCAUGUGCACUGGGACGACAAAUUGGGGGACGCUUUCGUAGCGGAGCUCGUGCGGCUGGCGAGCCCUAAGCUGACCCGUCUGUCCCUGCGCGGCUCAUCUCUGCUGACACGUGUCGUCCUCUCGCCGCCGUUCCCCGCCCUCACGGACCUCGACCUGUCCGCAUGCGCAAAUCUGUCGUACGUCCUUGUCCAGUCCCCCACACUCGUCAGUGUCAACCUGUCCCUCUGCCCCAACCUAACCACCGCCUUAAUUCAAGCCCGGGGCAUGACUACCCUGCACCUGGAGAAAUGCCCCGAGCUGAAAACGCUUAUGGUCUGGAGCGACCAGCUCACGCAAGUAGCGCUCGGGGAUAGCCCCCGGUUGCAGGACCUGAAGCUGUACUGUCCACAACUAGAGGGGCGGGCGCCUACACCGCCACAGAAGGCAAGCGCACCGAAACCGUCAACGGGACUGAGUGGCGGCUUCUGA